CGUGGCGCUCUCGAGGCUCCACUCUGAGCGAGCCCUUAAUUCUUCAGGUCCGCACGUCCCGCAUACACGGUCCAAUGCUACUUUCAGCUCAGAGUUUAGCUUCGGGAAGCCAGGAGAGAUUGGCCCGGAGUCGGCCUCUCAUUCCCACAACGCCCUGCGGAGGCCGGGGCGCCUGCUGGGAGUUGUAGUCCCUGCUCUGCGUACUGCGUUCGCCGAGGGGGAGGGCGGAGCUGCCGGCGGCCCGGGCGGGCUGGCAGCUAGAGUGGGUGCGAUAGCCGCCUCCGCCUCUGCCGCCUCCGCCGUCGCCUCCUCCGCCCGGGCCGUUCGCUGCUGCGCGGGGAGAGCGAGGCGGGGCCGCCGGGGUCGCCAUGGAGCCCGACUCAGUGAUUGAGGACAAGACCAUCGAGCUCAUGAACACUUCAGUAAUGGAAGAUCAAAAUGAAGAUGAGUCCCCAAAGAAAAAUACUCUUUGGCAGAUAAGUAAUGGAACAUCAUCUGUGAUCGUCUCCAGAAAGAGGCCAUCAGAAGGAAACUAUCAAAAAGAAAAAGACUUGUGUAUUAAAUAUUUUGACCAGUGGUCUGAAUCAGAUCAAGUGGAAUUUGUGGAACAUCUUAUUUCACGAAUGUGUCAUUAUCAGCAUGGACAUAUUAACUCUUACCUAAAGCCCAUGUUGCAGCGGGACUUUAUUACCGCUUUACCAGAGCAAGGCUUAGAUCACAUAGCAGAAAACAUUCUUUCCUACCUGGAUGCCAGGUCUCUGUGUGCAGCAGAGCUGGUAUGUAAAGAAUGGCAGCGAGUGAUCUCAGAAGGAAUGCUUUGGAAGAAGCUGAUUGAACGAAUGGUACGCACUGAUCCUCUAUGGAAGGGACUUUCAGAAAGAAGAGGGUGGGAUCAGUACCUGUUUAAAAACAGACCCACAGAUGGCCCUCCCAAUUCAUUUUAUAGGUCAUUAUACCCAAAGAUAAUCCAGGAUAUAGAGACCAUAGAAUCUAACUGGCGGUGUGGACGACACAACUUACAGAGGAUUCAGUGCCGCUCAGAAAAUAGUAAAGGUGUCUACUGUUUACAGUACGAUGAUGAAAAAAUUAUCAGUGGCCUACGAGAUAAUUCUAUUAAGAUUUGGGAUAAAACCAGCCUGGAAUGUUUGAAAGUGUUAACAGGACACACAGGUUCUGUCCUCUGUCUCCAGUACGAUGAACGUGUUAUUGUAACUGGUUCUUCAGAUUCUACAGUGAGAGUCUGGGAUGUGAACACAGGUGAAGUUCUUAACACGUUGAUCCACCACAAUGAAGCUGUAUUGCACUUACGCUUCAGCAAUGGACUGAUGGUGACCUGUUCAAAGGACCGUUCCAUUGCAGUGUGGGACAUGGCUUCUGCUACUGAUAUCACUUUACGCCGAGUUCUGGUUGGCCAUCGUGCUGCUGUCAAUGUAGUAGACUUUGAUGAUAAGUACAUCGUGUCUGCCUCUGGUGACAGGACCAUCAAAGUCUGGAGCACUAGCACCUGUGAAUUUGUCCGCACUCUGAAUGGGCACAAGCGAGGCAUUGCCUGUCUCCAGUACCGAGACCGGCUGGUUGUCAGUGGAUCGUCAGAUAACACCAUCAGGCUCUGGGAUAUCGAAUGUGGUGCCUGUUUAAGGGUCCUGGAGGGACAUGAAGAAUUGGUCCGAUGCAUCCGGUUUGAUAACAAGAGGAUUGUCAGUGGGGCCUAUGAUGGGAAAAUUAAAGUUUGGGACUUGCAAGCUGCUCUAGACCCUCGAGCCCCAGCAAGCACAUUGUGUCUGCGCACAUUGGUGGAACAUUCCGGACGUGUGUUUCGGCUACAGUUUGAUGAGUUUCAGAUUAUCAGCAGUUCUCAUGAUGACACUAUUUUGAUUUGGGAUUUCUUAAAUGUACCUCCCAGUGCCCAGAAUGAGACCCGUUCUCCCUCCAGAACAUACACUUACAUCUCUAGAUAACAGUCUGCACUUUCACCCAUUUCAGGGUUUUCUUGUCUUGAACUACUGGCUACAUGGCUACCAAAUGCCUAAGGGAGUUCAUUCACAGCUGAGUUAUGAAGCUGGAAUUGGUUCUAGACGCUGGGUAGAUGCAAAGCAGCCUAACUCUUCAAGUACCGACAUUUCUCACCUCCGUUUCCAAGUCUAAUUUGAGAAGGAUACCUUAGCUUCACCGACUUCAAGUAGAACAGAAGCCCGUUUUUCUCCCCUCAUCAGUGAAAAAAAAAUCUAACGCUUCAAAUGUAAAUCGUUAAUAUAAAAGGAAUAUACAGUCUGUUUUACGGAAGUAAAUCAACUGGCAAGAGAAGACUUGGCCUCUAAUUUAUAUUGCUUUGCACUUUGGUCUGAUAUUAAGAAACAGCAUUCUUCAGUGAAAUUUUGGAUGCCAAACACCUACCCAGAAUGUCCAGGGCUUUCCUUUUCAGAAGUUAGCAUUCUCCUUUUGACCGUCCAAGUCAUUAUUAAUUUUGACUUGUAUUAGGAAUAUGUUGGACAAUGGAAAAAUUUCUCUGGAUUAUUUUAGUAAUAUUUUUUGGAUUAUAUGUUCUUUCUCUACCGAUUUCUUUUAAUUUAAAGAACUACAAGCCAGUUAUAUUAUCUCCCACCAGAUAAUAUAGCUUUUUUCAUUUAUUAACUGUUCUCUGUCCCCCAGCCAUCUCCUGAUAUUUGGUAGAGUAACACCUUUAUAUGUGUGCUUGCCUCCUAAUUUAAAAUACUGUAUCCGCAUGUAGAUAUAAUGUACAUAACAGUUUAACCUCAAGGUUGCUGGAGUCAGGGUCCCCUGUGCCUGAGACGCUAAUGCAGAGUGUGUUCACACUUAGCCAUGGGCUGGGCUCAAGAACCUGAUACCAGGGUUGAUGUGGAUGACCUAUAGAACCCUUCCUGCAGUAUUCAUACGGUGUUUUUAUUUUGUCAUUGUCAUUGUGUGUGUGUGGUGUUUGUUUUUAAUGGGAAUCUUGUAUUAAAAUGUAAUUUCUAAAGUUUUAACACAAAUGUUUUAUUUGUUGUGCAGUGUGUACAAUAGAGAGAAGUACCUUAAACAUUUUUGUUGUUCUUUUCUUCAUAAGUACUCCUGAGGCUAGUGGUCACCUCCCAUAGUAUUCAUUUGGCUUCACUGUCAAAAAUCAUUAUUCUGUGCAUUUGUAGCCCUGAGAAGUGAAGAACAAGAAGGCGCUAUUGACUGGGUUUCCUGGCUUUAGAAUAUAUGCAUCUUGGCCACGCCAGGGUGUUAGCAGGGUGGCUUAUGUGUCAGAGCCUGCAGAGCAGGUCAGGCUGCAUCAGAGGCCCGUGUUGAGGGGAAGACACUCCUAAGCAGUGCAAAGCCUCAAGCCCGGGACACCAGUCACCCCUGGUGUCAUCCACUGCUGUGGUCCUGGCAAGUCCUCAAACUCCCUAGUUCCCCACAGCCCCAGUGUGUGGAUGGCACUGGUGCACUGACUGCCUGUGCGUAGAGAGGGUGUUGGCAUCUGGUUGGCACUCCUUUUCCCUUGUUCACUAUUAGGUUUUGAUUUGCCCCUUGCCAUUGUUUCCAAAGAUCAAAGAAUGUCAAAUCAUUUUAAAGGACCAAUAAACAACCUCUUGUAAAUUAAACCUCUUCCCGUGGAAGCACACUCUACUACUAAAGGGAAAGUCCCCGGGCUCUGAUUUGUCUUUGCGUUGAGAAUGGUGUGGGGAUCAAUGUGUGUGUAUGUGAUUUGUUUGUUGAGUUGGCUUUGCUUUUCAGUUUUUCUUUAAAAAAAAAAAAUGCAUCCUUUCCUCCCAUGUUACUAAAUUAAUUUCUGUUUUUGAAAAAUUGAAUCUCAAAGUUAAAAAAUAACCCCUCCUUCAUAAAGUGGAUGUUGUAAGCUUGACAGUGGUUGUGAAAGUGAUUUAACUCUGACCACUCUUCAUCUUACAGUGUCCGUAUCAGACUGGUUAGGGAGGCCCGGGGGGUGGGGAGGAGGUAAUUCUUCUGAAUGAAUGGAUUUUUUUUGUUGUUUUUGCAUGUUUAGUAUAGAAGUUCCUCUCGUUCCUUGGGAGAUCAUGGCCUUUGAAUAUGCACACAACCUUUGAAUUGUGCCUACUAAAUUAUAGCAGGGGACUUUGGCACCCAAGGAAUUCUGACUUUCUGGGAUUAUAAUAGUAAUUCCCAGCUGUACUCUGGACUUUAUUUUGCUAACCAUAAUUAAGCAAUUGUAAAUUACUGCUAUAUUAAUGUUUUAAAGCACUGGGAUAGUCAAAUUCUAACUUUAAUUAUGUUUGCCAAUUAUCUGUUUGAAAUAAAUUUGUGUCUGAACAGCUAUUGAAACUGUUAAAUUGUACAGAUAUUAUUCAUGACAGCUUUGUACUGUGGAAUGUGCUUAAUAAAAAACAAAAAGUUUAACCUUUGUCCAAUAAAUUGCUAAGUAAUGUCAAUAAAUCAAGUAUGAGUAUUAUGCAGUACACCUAAUCUGGCUUCAUGCAGUUGUUACUUCAGCUACUAAUUCAAAGCCAAUACUCUUAAUAAAGUGUUGCAAUACUCUGA
Nycticebus coucang (slow loris) is the source of this 4500-nucleotide messenger RNA. It is a transcript of the gene FBXW11, whose product is annotated as F-box and WD repeat domain containing 11. Bases 369 to 1958 code for a protein of 529 amino acids. Gene Ontology annotation, molecular function: protein dimerization activity. The transcript has 13 exons. Lineage: Eukaryota; Metazoa; Chordata; Mammalia; Primates; Lorisidae. The record is from RefSeq and is a predicted model, not a curated record.